UCGAGAUGAGGAUUUCUUACAUAUUGUGCAUAUGUUUUAUUUCAAUAACUGUUUUUGGAGAAGAAUUACACGGAAAUCAAAAUCUUCACUUAAUUUUGAAAGAAAUGGAUUCGAUGAAAAAAAUGCUCCAACAUAAUAGCGAAAAGUUGAUAGAGAUCGAUUAUCUGAGGGAACGUACACUGGCAUUGGAACGUGAGGUUGAGGGAUUAAAACAUCAAAAUCACAAUCUUAAUCAAAAGGUUGAAACCCUGGAAAGACGAUGUGCGGAGCACUCUGUAGAGGAUGUCGAAGGAACAUUAAAAUCUGACACGACCGUCAACACGACAAACAAUCAAAAGUAUGCUUACGAACAGACAUUUGAACUAAAGAAACGGACUUCUCAUUUUAAUCGUCGGAGAAGUAUGAUAUCAAGACAAACAUCUCUUCAAUCAAACAUAGCAUUUACCGCAGGAGUAUCGGCUUAUAAUCUUCAUAAUUUAGGCAAUCAUCAAACUAUCAUAUUCGAUCAUGUUAUCACAAACAUUGGCAAUGCUUACCAUCCACAUACUGGGAUCUUUAAUGCCCCGGUUAAAGGCGCUUAUGUUAUAACAUUAACAAUGACAGUGGAACCUGACGGAGUUCAAUGGCUGGAUAUAGUGGAAUUGACGGAGCUGCAAUAAACUAUAUAUCAGCCGGCACAGGAAGCGCUUUGGAUUACGCAUCUACAACCAAGCAAUGGAUUCUAGAACUAGACACUGGGUCCGAAGUGUGGUUCAGGAAGACUAGCAAUAUCAAAUAUAUCAAAUAUCAGGAUCUCCAUGGAAAUAUGAAUACUAUCAUGUCUGGAUUCCUUUUAUUUCGAACAUAAACACUUUUGUCUGAUUAAAAUAGCAGUCCAUCUUUUCAAACGAUAAA
This is a messenger RNA of Ruditapes philippinarum (Manila clam), 894 nucleotides long. RefSeq lists its product as uncharacterized. The transcript is spliced from 3 exons. Lineage: Eukaryota; Metazoa; Mollusca; Bivalvia; Venerida; Veneridae. Gene Ontology annotation, molecular function: protein binding. Bases 6 to 659 code for a protein of 217 amino acids. The record is from RefSeq and is a predicted model, not a curated record.